Molecule: messenger RNA, 1032 nt
Organism: Mytilus trossulus (common blue mussel)
Lineage: Eukaryota; Metazoa; Mollusca; Bivalvia; Mytilida; Mytilidae
Exons: 7
Coding region: 1-1032 (343 amino acids)
Source: RefSeq, a predicted model, not a curated record
AUGAAUCCCAUUCAGACCGUUGUCACAUUUAUUGCUGUCUUCGCCACAGUUAAUGGUGCUGGUUAUGGUAAAGGUGGCGGUAUGGGCGGCGGCAUGGGAGGUGGUAUGAUGGGAGGAGGAAUGGGAGGAGGUAUGGGAGGUGGUAUGAUGGGAGGCGGCAUGGGAAAUGGUAUGAUGGGUGGUGGUAUGGGAGGUGGUAUGAUGAGUGGUGGCAUGGGAGGCGGUAUGGGCAAGAUGAUGGGCGGUGGAAUGAUGGGAGGUAUGGGAGGUGGUAUGAUGAGUGGUGGCAUGGGAGGCGGUAUGGGCAAGAUGAUGGGCGGUGGUAUGGGAGGAGGUAUGGGCGGUGGUAUGAUGGGUGGUAUGGGAGGUGGUAUGGGCAUGGGUAAGAUGAUGAUGCCGAUGCCAAUGGAAAUGCCAAUGCCAAUGCCAAUGCCGAUGCCAAUGCCAAUGCCAAUGCCAAUGCCAAUGCCAAUGGGAAUGCCAAUGCCAAUGGAAAUGGCUAUGCCUAUGCCAAUGCCAAAGAUGGGAGGUGCAAUGAUGGCUGCUAUGAUGGGAGGUAUGGGCGGAGGAAUGGGCGGAGCUAUGGGAGGUGGUAUGGGAGGAAUGGGCGGUGGUAUGGGCGGAGGAAUGGGAGGUGGCAAAAGAUAUAAAAGAGCCACAGUCUUUGCCGUAUGCUUUGUGGCAGUAAAUGCCGCCGGAUAUGGUAGAGGAAUGGGUGGUGGAAUGGGCGGCGGCAUGGGCGGUGGCAUGAUGGGAGGUAUGGGCGGUGGCAUGCUGGGUGGUAUGCCCGGAGGGAUGAUGGGUGGCAUGCCUGGAGGAAUGAUGGGAGGAAUGCACCCAAUGAUGGGUGGCAUGCCCGGUGGCAUGAUGGGAGGUAUGUCCGGUGGUAUGAUGGGUGGCAUGCCAGGUGGAAUGAUGGGUGGUAUGAUGGGUGGAAUGGGCGGCGGUAUGAUGGGUGGUAUGGGAGGCAUGAUGGGAGGAAAAAGACGUUAUAGAAGAAAUGCAGAUUACAGCCAAGGAUACGACUACUAG